Molecule: messenger RNA, 7665 nt
Organism: Tribolium madens (black flour beetle)
Lineage: Eukaryota; Metazoa; Arthropoda; Insecta; Coleoptera; Tenebrionidae
Product: cubilin-like
Exons: 40
Coding region: 1-7611 (2536 amino acids)
Molecular function (GO): calcium ion binding
Source: RefSeq, a predicted model, not a curated record
AUGCCACAAUACAAUUGCCAGUUGAACAGAAGAGUUACUGCUCUCCAAAAAUCUGUGAAAAUGUUGGCUGAACUUUUAGAAGUUGAUGAUUGUCAGAGUAAUCCUUGUAAAAACGGAGGUACUUGUCAAGAUUUAUUUAAUGCUUUUCUAUGUCAAUGUCCACCUGAGUGGGAGGGGCCUUUUUGCGACAAAGAUGUAAACGAAUGUGCCAGAUUUGCAGGAACGGAUUUAGGGUGUCAAAACGGCGCAACUUGCGUUAACCGGCCAGGUUCAUACGAGUGUUUGUGUUCCCGUGGAUGGUUUGGACUUCACUGCAGACGGCGAAGCGUAGAUUGUAGAGAAGGUUCCAAUUCAGAGCUUUGUGGUCACGGCACUUGUGUCACACAAUAUAAUGAUGUUGGAUAUAAAUGUAUUUGUGAUGAAGGAUGGACAACAGAUGGUAAAACUCCAGCUUGUAAUACUGAUGUUAAUGAAUGUACAUCAAAUAAACCUCCUUGUUCUGUUAAUCCGCUUGUACAGUGCAUUAAUCUACCGGGAUCUUUCCACUGUGGUAGCUGUCCAGCUGGAUACACUGGCAAUGGCUACUACUGUACAGACAUUGACGAGUGCAGUACAACAUUAAACGGGGGAUGUAGUACCAAUCCAAUGGUACAGUGUAUCAACACUCUUGGAUCGAGAUUUUGCGGAAGUUGUCCUCCUGGAUACGUAGGAGAUGGAGUAACSUGUUCAUAUCAAGGAGUAUGUAGCGUAAAUAAUGGGGGUUGUCACUCUUUGGCAACUUGCAGAAGUAACCCAAGGAUUAGUUCUACUUUUGUCGAAUGUAUUUGCCCUAAUGACUACACCGGUAAUGGAAUUGGACRUAAUGGUUGUGUCCGUUCGUUGCCUGCAGCUCAAGGUCCUUGUACGUCAAAUCCUUGUAGACGUGGAUUUUGCAGAGUUACUAAUGGGACCGAUUACACGUGCCACUGUCCCAGAAGAUAUACAGGUAAAAACUGUGAAAAAUUCCGCGAUUUAUGUGCUUCCAACCCGUGCCAAAAUGGAGCAACUUGCAACUCAUUCUUGGGCAUAUCUUACCAGUGUUUGUGUCCAUCGGCUUAUACAGGAUUGCGUUGUGAAACUGAAAAACAAGCUUGUGGUGGUCGCUUGGUGGGAGAAACUGGUGCAUUGGUUUUUCCUUCGGGUUCUUCACAGACUUACGGAAGUGCAAUGAGUUGCGCCUGGAUCAUAGAAACAAAUGUUACCAAAGUCCUAAAUAUCACUUUCAAACGUUUUGAUGUCGAAGGAUCUCAUGGUUGUCGUUAUGACUGGCUACAGAUACAUGAUGGGAAAAAUACACUAGCACGAUCUUUGGGUAGAUUUUGUGGGCACCAGUUACCAAAUGGCGGAAAUAUUGUUACGACUCAUAAUACUGUCUAUCUGUGGUUUAGAUCGGACCAUUCUGUUGCAGCGGAAGGUUUUGAAUUAAACUGGACAUCGAUUGUACCAUUUUGUGGAGACCAAUUGAAAGAAGUGAUUUCUCAUGGAAUUAUCCAGUCACCCGGAUCUCCUGGCAACUACCCAAAUAAUCGUGACUGUUAUUGGCCACUCCAAGCUCCAGCAGGAAAACGCCUUCUGUUCCAUUUCUUCACUCUGAUGAUUGGAAAUAACUCAGCCUGUGAUCAUGAUUAUUUAGAAUUUAUUACUGGAACUGAACCAUCAGAUCCAGUUUUCGCCAAAUUUUGUAAUACAACUCAUCCGUCUCCACUAUUUUCUCCAUCUGCCGAGGUUUUGGUCCAUUUCCACUCUGACAUGGAUAAAAAUUACCCAGGAUUUCAAAUUACAUAUUCUGUAGUCGAAGGAAUGCCGGGAUGUGGGGGAGUUUACACGAGAUAUCAAGAUGAAAUUCGGUCUCCCGUGUAUAACGGAAAUUACCCGAACGAUAUUCAGUGUGAAUAUAAAAUCCAACUGUCGACAAGUACACGAAUAAAAUUAACUUUUCUUUCGUUUGAUGUCGAAGAUUCUGAAGAGUGCCAAUUCGAUUAUGUUGCAAUUUACGCGGGUACUACAGUAGAUGCUCCCUUAAUUGGCAAGUAUUGUGGGCAAAACGUACCCUCACCAUAUAUCACCGAAAAAAGUCAAGUUUUAAUUGUGUUUAAAACCGAUUGGAGUACUAGUGGAGAAGGCUUUGCUCUUCGAUAUGAGACUGUUUGUGGAGGAACUUACACUGCACCUUCUGGUGUAAUAGAAUCUCCAGGUUAUCCAAACAAAUACGAUCAUUCUUUGGAAUGCAUCUACGAAAUAGUACAACCUCUUGGAAAUAUCAUUAAACUAAAUAUCGUUGAUCUGGAUUUAGAGAGUAACACUUAUCCCGAUUGCAUCUACGACUUUUUGGAAAUAAGAGACGGCCACGACAAAAACUCAACAUUAAUAGGAACUUACUGUGUCAACAAUGUACCUUUGAUAGUGUCAACUUACAAUUACCUAUGGAUAAAAUUCGAAUCGGAUUCCAGUAAUAACGGAAAGGGAUUUAGAGCAAAUUAUACAACCACUAAUUUAGGUUGUGGAGGCAUAAUGAAAGACAAAACUGGUAUUUUUUCAACACCAAAAUAUCCCCAAGUCUACCCUCCCGGCACAGUGUGUAAGUGGAUAAUUUCAGCUCCACCUGGUAAUGUCAUUCAAAUAACUUGGUUGAAUUUUCAACUCGAGAAAAGUGUUGAAUGUUCAUACGAUGCUGUGGAAGUUUUUGAUAAUAAUACUGAGAUUGGUCAGGGGUCUUCAAUUGGAAAAUUCUGCGGUACACUCGUUCCGCCGGCAAUGUUAAGCACUUCGAAUUUAGUCACCAUCAUUUUUCACUCGGACCAAACUUACAAUUUGGGUGGUUUUGUGGCUUCUUACAACACUCUUCUUGAAUCAACAGCUUUAAUGUAUUAUUUUAUAACUUGCACAAUUACCGAGAAAAAAUACAACUUACUACUAACUCACCGUGAACAUCGUUCAACAUUUCUGGAUUGUUCUGAAUACCUAUACCGGUGUCAAUGGAACAUCACCGUCCGUAGUGGUAGGACAAUAGAAAUGGAAUUCUUGUCCUUCAAUAUACACCACGAUACCAACAAAGGUUGCGACAAUUAUCUUAUGAUCCGAAAUGGAAAAUUUCCAGAUUCGCCAAUCCUCGGCAGUGGUAAAUAUUGUGGAGAACAAAAACCACCAACUCUUAAAACUACCGGAAAUAACGCUUUUAUUAAAUUUGAAGGAAUUAGCAGUUUAACGAAUUUUGUUUUACGCUACCGCGAAGUGUCCUAUGCAUGCGAUAGUGAAAUAGUUUUAACAAAAUUUGCCAACGCCACAGAAAUACAUUCUCCCAAUUACCCAAAUAUACCGCCGCCUCAUGUAGAGUGCAAUUGGAGAAUAAUGGCUCCGCCUGGUGAAAUUAUUCGCAUUGAUUUUAUUGACAGAUUCGAUUUAAAAAUCCAAAAUAAUUGUACAAACGAAUAUGUUGAAGUGCGCGACGGUGGUACUCAAUAUUCGAGACUAAUCGGAAAAUUCUGCGAAAAACCAAAUUCCCAGUUUAGUACCGAUAAUAUGAUGUUUGUGAAGUUUUUCACAGAGUUGAAUGACCCGAGUAAUGGGUUUAAAGCCAGGAUAGUUUUGGCCAAUUGUGGAGGGAGUAUUCAUAGUAAAACUGGUCAAAUUCAGUCACCAUUUUUCAACGUGCCUUCGAAAUAUCCAGUCGAUGUUAAUUGUACUUGGCAUUUAGUCUCACCAUCGAAUCACAAUAUGGAUAUUAAGUUUGAUAAAAUUGACUUGGAAGAAGCUUCGAAUUGUACACGCGUGGACCAUGUUAAAAUUUACGAAAGAAAUGAAGUUGACAACACAGAAUACAUUUUGGGCAAUUUUUGUGGUAAAAAGCUGCCAGGAUUAAUUCAGACCUCGGGAAGUGAAGCUAUAGUUCACUUCCAAACUGGUAACAUCAAAAAAGAAUUGGGUGGAUUUUCAUUGAAGUUCAACGCAAGCGCUGAAGUAUGUGGUGGUACUAUCGAAGCUUCAGAAGGUACAAUCAAAAGUCCGGGAUAUCCCAAUCCGCAUAGAAUUUAUAGAAGAUGUAGUUGGACAAUUAUAGUACCAAAAGGUCGUCGAGUGACUCUCAAAAUUGAAGAUUUUGGGUUAGACAAUCGAUUAAAAGGAUCAUGGCUUAAUGGCUUAAUUAUUUACCACGAUAAGAAUUUUAAAGGAUAUAUUAAAAAAGUUAGUGCAACUAACGAAGUUAUCGAAUCUUCAGAAAACCACAUGCACGUUUAUUAUUGGUCACCGGGGACUGCAGGAAGAGGUUUCAAAGCGAAAUUCACUUCCAACAACCCAUCUGUUUGUGAAGGCGACUUUAAUCAAGACAGUGGAACUAUAACCCAACCAAACAUAGACUACACGUACUUUUGUACUUACGUUCGGGAAAAGUAUCCGAGUAGUGAAACAUUAGCCUUGACAAUUACUACAGCAACAAAUGCUACUUGGCAAUCAUCUUCAAAAAAAUGUAUUUCUUACAUAGCGGCAAUUAAAAUAGAAACUGUGAAUGGUAAAAAAGAACUCUUUUCCGUAAACUGUAUUCCGGGUACAGCAGUUGUAAGAAUCCCAUAUUCAAAGAUACAARUCAGUGUUYUACAAUAUUCCWCUCGAAAUCAAKUUAACUUUACURUCUCCUAUCACACUUAUCAGUGUGGUGGAAUUAUAACCAGAGAAAUGGGUGAAAUAAAAAGUCCAGGUUACCCCAACAAAAAUUCGAAAUCCAUAGAAUGUAGUUGGCUGUUGCAAUUACCUAAAGAACAGACCAUUUCAUUAACAUUCAAUUCUUUAAAUUUGGGAAGCAACUGCGAGAAAAGUUAUUUAGAUAUUUACAAUGGRGAUUCGCCUAAAAGUCCCAAAAUAGACAGAUAUUGUCAACAUAACAAACCUGACACACUUUUAUCACAAACGAAUCAUUUAUGGAUCGAUUAUAAAUUUGAUGUCGAUUCAGAUAGCAAAGGAUUUAGUCUUAAAUACGAACCUAAAAUUCAGGGAUGUGGUGGAAUAUUUCAUGAUCGUGAAAGCAUUAUUCAAACUCCCUCUUUCCCUAAUGACUAUCCGAAUAACGCMGAAUGUUUGUGGGAAUUGAGAUGUGAUGAGGGGUAUCAUAUUGGUCUUAUAUUUACAACAAGAUUUCAAAUUGAAGAAACAGAUAACUGCGAAAAUGAUUUUCUAGAAAUCUGGGAUUGGAGAAAUAAUGAUUGGYUUUCGUUGGGAAGAAAAUGUGGUCGCGAAUUUCCCAGUACUGUUAAUUCGACAAGUAACAGAAUGAAAAUUUUGUUCAGAAGUAAUGAAAGAAUCACUGGUAAAGGGUUUAGGGCUCAAUGGGAGUGGAACUGUGGAGGCACUUUUAUUGCUGACAGAACCGAACGUUUCAUAGUGAGUCCUGGAUUUCCUCAAGAAUAUAAAAAGAACACAAUCUGUCAAUACAAUAUUACAUCCAAUCAAACACGUAAUCGUUUCAUAAAUAUUAAAUUUUACAAUUUCGAUCUUGAAGGCAGUGGCUCGUCUAACUGUCGUUACGACAACUUAACAUUAUCAAGAUUCUGGUUACCACGCAUGAACCGAUUUUACACACCUGCAAUCCAAGUUUUCUGCGGCCAAAAACUACCACCUCCAGUUCGUCUGACUGACUCUGUUUAUAUCCGCUUCCAAUCUGAUCCUUGGGUGCAGAAAACUGGUUUCAAAUUUUCAUACCAACUUGAUGACUGUGGAGGUCAGAUAAAUUCACCGACGGUUAUAUCAUCUCCUUUAAUGAAAAUAGAAAAAAAUUUCGGACUAUACAGUGGAUUCACGAGUUGCACUUGGAAUAUCACAGUGCCCCCAAAAAAGAACGUUGUUAUUCGAUUCCAAAAAUUCCGUUUCGAGUACAGAACUAGGUGUCAUUUUGAUCACGUAGAAAUAUUUGAGGGACCAGUGAGWACCAUAUCUAAGAGAAUUGCAAAUUUAUGUGGUGACUUGAAUCAAAAUCUUCCAACUAUCAAGUCGGAAAGUAACACAGUUUUAUUAGUCAUGAGCAGUGAUCGAACAKUGAAUCAUGAUGGCUUUGAAGCUGAAAUUUAUUUUGUUGAUGGGCCUGCUUUAGGGUGUGGAGGAAAAAUUGUAUUAAACAAGACGAUGACUUUACAAGCACCCAAUUUAGCCGACAUGGACUGCCUUUGGACUAUUCAAUCGAAAAUUGACUCAACUGUAAGAAUUCAUUUUGAUGAAUUAAAUUUACCUUCAAGAUGCGGUUUGACUAAUCACACGAUCACCAAUUGCAGUUGUGCAGCUCUUGAGGUAAAAGAUGGACACCCUAGUGUUGGAGAUUUAAUUGAGACGUUUUGUGGGAUCACAGACACACAUUACUCAAGAGAAAUUACAGUGUCUGGAAAUGUUGUGGGACUACGACUUCGAACAAGAGGAGCUAAUUCGAAAGCUUUUAAAGUAACUUUAACACCAGUCGCUUCAAUUUGUGGUCCAUUUUAUUUAAAUGUAACAGAAGAAAUUAAAACUUUGGUUUCGCCUGGAUAUCCAAACAAGUAUCCCAGUGACUUGAGAUGUACCUGGAUUCUCAAGGCAAAUACACGAUUUGUUAUUCGAUUUAUUGAUUUUGAUAUGAAUGAAGAAAAUAACCAGCAUGUUGUGAAUAAUGUUUGUAGUGAAGACAAACUGGAAAUUGUUGAUAAUUUGGACGCUCAGUACUCGACUACCGAUCUGGGCCCAUCAUUCACAGUUUCCGGUGACAGAAAGUUAACAACUGAUUUUUUGAGAUACGGAUAUCUGACUGGAAGCCAUCAGUUUUGCGGCAAAUCUGAAAAACCAUUUGAUUACUAUUCUCAGUUUUACCAAUUAAAGAUUAAAUUUAAAUCAGGAAAUCUAGACAAGGAUCGUGGUAAAGGUUUCAAACUUGAAUAUCAAACAACUGGAUGCAACCAAAAUUUCACGUCUUUGCAAGGACGUAUAGCCUUAAAUGAUGCGAAAACUUUCGAUUGUUUCCAAAUUAUAACAGUACCCAAAAACUACACAAUCUCGCUUUACUUCCAACAAAUUACCAUAUACCAAAGCCAAGGAUGUGUAAAUGGUGGUAUUGAGAUACGAGAAGGAAAUUCAAAGGGAACUUUAUUCCAAAAAGCUUGUGGUUAUUAUCUCCCAAAUCCCGUGUUUUCCACGACAAAUAAAUUGUGGAUACAUUCCUGGAGUAAAAACCAUAAUCUAGUAUCUUACAACCUUGUGUAUACUGCGUCUGAUCAAGGAAGAGGAUGUGGUGGUCUUAUAUAUAACUACAAAGGAACAUUUAGUAGUCCACUUCAUCCCAUGGCUUACAAAAAUAGCACUCCUUGUGUUUGGGAUGUGAGGACACCUAUUGGCAGAAGAGUUGCCCUCAAGUUUACUGUUUUUGAUAUACAAGGUGACUGUUCAGAAACGUAUGUUAAAGUGACUACUUACGAAAAGGAAACUUCAAAUGAUCACAAAUACUGUAAAAAUGACGAUCCGGCUGUAUUGUAUUCCAAUUCACGUAUUUCGAUUACGUAUCAGUCUUCGCCAAAGAAUGAUGGUUCAGGAUGGAUCGCAAUAUUUGAAGCAGUAAAUCAGUAGUUGAUGUUAUACUGUUUCAUGUAUGAAUUAUAAUCAAUAAAUUUGUAAACACUG